UUCAGGUUUAAAGCAGCACUCACCGCGCUGAAGUCUCAUUCACCCUGGUGAUUUGGAAGAGAGCAGAUCGAGAACAACUAGAGCUGUAAGACCGAUAUCUUACUUUACGUCUACCAUCAUGAGUGUGAUUGCAAAAGUCAUGAAGAUCGAGCUGACUAUGACAGGUCACAUCAACAAAAAGCACCAUUUCAAGAUUACAGGAACGGGAGAAGGCAAGCCUUUCGAAGGAACACAGACUAUAGACCUUGUAGUCACAGAAGGCGGUCCUCUCCCUUUCGCUUUCGACAUCUUGACAACAGCAACCGAGUACGGCAACAGGGCGUUCACCAAAUACCCAUCAGACAUACCGGACUUUUUCAAGCAGUCGUUCCCUGAGGGAUUUUCUUGGGAGCGAACCAUGACUUUCGAAGAUGGAGGCGUUUGCACCGUGACAAACAACAUAACGUUAGUAAGAUGUAAAGUUAAUGCUUCCUACCGGGAGCCUACAUUGUAUUUGUGCAUGGUCUUACUCAUUAAGUUUCAAUUCUUUUUCAUUAGAAUGGAUGGUAACGUUUUUAAAUAUGACAUUAAAUUUAUUGGCGAGAACCUUGACACAGACGGUCCAAUUAUGAAGAAAAAGACGCUGAAAUGGGAGCCAUCCUGUGAGAGUAUGUAUGCUGGCAAAGGCGGAGUUCUACAGGGAGAUGUUUUCAGGCAUCUGUUGCUUGAAGGAGGCGGCCAUUACCGAUGUGAUUUCAGAACUACUUACACGUAAGUUUCUAUGCGUUUAAGUGAUUUGAUGACUCGGAAAAAAAUGUUAACGGCAAAAAAUUAUAAAGAUAUUUCUGUGAUAAAAUGUCAUGAGAUAUUAUGAUAAAAGGAAACUCGAGACUCAAAUAAGACUCAAAUUAAUGGGAUAACGAAUAAAAAUAAAUCAAGAUCAGAGUUGCCAGAUAAUUUUAGGAAAGACGGUAACACAAUUUCUGAUCCUAUCGUCACGGCCAACAACUUUUAAUAGCAUUUUGUUAACAUACGACCUAAGGUAGCGGAAAGAGUAACAAUAAGCCAUUAGAAUUUUAAGUUUUUUUUCAGAGGGUAGUCGGGACGAGAGAAACUGAUCAAAGUUAACAAAUUAGGUGGCUAUGAUGAAUUCCUUUCCAUUACCCUCCGCGGAUCUUGGAUAAAAUUCAGUAUGAUGAAAUGCCCCAAAACGUUUUAGAGCGGGCUGGAAAAUCUGUUAGCGCGUUGCCCAUUUUUUUCAAACGAAUGAAGCAUGUCAGGAAAGCUAGCGAGCGGUAACAAACUUUACUGGAGCGCGAAGCUUAAUUUUAGACUGAAAACCAGAUCAGUCACUAAUUGAAAUGGAUAGAUAAUGCGCCGCUUUUCGU
Messenger RNA from Orbicella faveolata, 1367 nucleotides. Its product is annotated as GFP-like fluorescent chromoprotein cFP484. Lineage: Eukaryota; Metazoa; Cnidaria; Anthozoa; Scleractinia; Merulinidae. Gene Ontology annotation, biological process: bioluminescence. The record is from RefSeq and is a predicted model, not a curated record.